UGUUCUGCCUUUGGGGCAAACUUGUCGAGCAUACUCGAUGUUGAACCCAUUAACAAUCUACUGACCCAGGGGCGCCGUUCCAAGAUCGCCAAAACCAAAACCCUGAGCCAUUGGGCAACAAAAGAGAUUCGCAAGCUCAAGAAUUACACGUGGUCGAUCGAUCAAAGGCCAGAUUCGAAUCCCAAUGCCAGGCCUGGAGACGUGUUCUACAACAUGCGGGUGAUGGUUUCCACUCAAUCUUACAUUCACCAAGAAGUCUGUGAAGAGUCAUUCACCCUUCGACUACCUCCAAAAGCACCUGAAUCCAAUCCUGCAGACGAAAGUGGUACCAAAGUUACCGCCACAUUUCGACUGCCUAGUCAAAACGCGAUGAAGCCCUCGAGUGGGUCAAACCUGGAGGAAAUGGAACCAUCGGAGGACAAUAUGGCAGAGAUCGCACGAUUACGUCGAAAGAAACGGAUCGUCACUAUUGUGCCUAGUCAUCUCAAAUCCAAUCGGAUCAAACGGUCUCGACCCAAUGAAUGGGAUGGUGACCAAUUUCAUCCCGAUAAAAACUGACUUCUGCGUUCUGUUCUCUUUUACUGAAACUUGGCUGUGAUAAAUUUCUAGGAUCUUG
This is a messenger RNA of Tigriopus californicus, 616 nucleotides long. RefSeq lists its product as uncharacterized. NCBI's taxonomy places the organism in Eukaryota, Metazoa, Arthropoda, Copepoda, Harpacticoida, Harpacticidae. The record is from RefSeq and is a predicted model, not a curated record.